Molecule: messenger RNA, 1427 nt
Organism: Drosophila busckii
Lineage: Eukaryota; Metazoa; Arthropoda; Insecta; Diptera; Drosophilidae
Product: isovaleryl-CoA dehydrogenase, mitochondrial
Exons: 3
Coding region: 46-1314 (422 amino acids)
Biological process (GO): L-leucine catabolic process
Cellular component (GO): mitochondrion
Molecular function (GO): flavin adenine dinucleotide binding; 3-methylbutanoyl-CoA dehydrogenase activity
Source: RefSeq, a predicted model, not a curated record
CUCAGCUGAUCAAGAGUUAUAUAACUCUUAUUGGACAUAUACAACAUGGCACUCCGUCUGUUAGCCAAAUCCUGCAAUAAUUUAGUGCAGCAAAGUCAACGCACUGCUACAACAACAUGGACGCGCACACUGGCGCAUUAUCCCGUCAACGACGUUAUGUUUGGACUAGAUGAAGAAGGCCAGAAGUUAAGAGAAACUGCAUUUAAUUUCUUUCAAAAGGAAUUGGCCCCACAUGCAAAGGAAAUAGACAAGCUAGAUAACUUCAAGGAUCUGCGUGAGUUUUGGCGUAAAAUGGGUAAUCUGGGCUUUCUAGGCAUUACAGCGGAGCCUGAUUUUGGUGGUACUGGCGGUACAUACUUAGAUCACUGCAUCAUUAUGGAAGAAAUAUCACGUGCUGCUGGUGGCGUAGCUUUAUCUUAUGGCGCCCACUCCAAUCUGUGCAUCAAUCAACUGACCAAGAACGGAACUACAGCGCAGAAGGAAAAGUAUUUGCCUAAGCUAUGCAGUGGCGAGCAUAUGGGCGGCUUGGCCAUGUCUGAGCCUGGUGCUGGCUCUGAUGUUGUCUCCAUGAAGCUGCGUGCGGAGCGUAAAGGCGAUCACUAUGUGCUCAAUGGAACAAAAUUCUGGAUUACCAAUGGAUCCGACGCGGAUACCCUUAUUGUCUAUGCCAAGACUGCUGACAGUAAAACUCCAGCUAAGCACGGCAUUACAGCUUUUAUUGUGGAAACAAGCUGGGAAGGCUUUAGCGUUGCUCAGAAGUUGGACAAGUUGGGCAUGCGUGGUAGCAGCACCUGUGAGUUGGUUUUCCAGGAUGUCAAGGUACCCGUGGAGAAUGUGUUGGGCGAGGUUAACAAAGGUGUAUAUGUGCUAAUGUCGGGGCUAGACUUUGAGCGUCUAGUGUUGGCUGCUGGACCAGUGGGUCUCAUGCAGGCGGCCUGUGAUGUGUCCUUUGAUUAUGCGCAUCAACGCAAGCAGAUGAACAAGCUGAUUGGCGAGUUUCAACUUAUACAAGGCAAGAUGGCAGACAUGUACACUACGCUGAGUGCAUGCAGGAGUUACCUCUACACUGUGGCCAGAUCCUGUGAUAAUGGUGUGCGGAGCAGCAAGGACUGUGCUGGUGUUAUUUUAUAUUGCGCGGAGAAGGCAACUCAGGUGGCCUUGGAUGCCAUACAAAUCCUUGGUGGUAAUGGCUAUAUCAAUGAGAAUUCAACAGGUCGAAUUUUGCGUGACGCCAAACUGUAUGAGAUUGGUGCUGGCACUUCGGAAAUCCGUCGCUGGCUUAUUGGACGUCAACUAAAUCAGGAGUAUAAGUAAAUGGAAAAUGAGCGGAACAUGAUAAUGGACUUUGAACAGAACAGACUUAUUGCUGCAUUUAUAUUUUUAAAACUUAGUGUGAACUAUAUGUACCAUAUAAAAUUAUUUUAAAU